Molecule: messenger RNA, 1470 nt
Organism: Caenorhabditis briggsae
Lineage: Eukaryota; Metazoa; Nematoda; Chromadorea; Rhabditida; Rhabditidae
Gene: Cbr-nhr-80
Product: Protein CBR-NHR-80
Exons: 7
Coding region: 1-1470 (489 amino acids)
Biological process (GO): regulation of DNA-templated transcription
Molecular function (GO): sequence-specific DNA binding; zinc ion binding; DNA-binding transcription factor activity
Source: RefSeq, a predicted model, not a curated record
AUGGGGAAAUUGGAUUCUCCACCUUCUACACGCUGUCUCAUCUGCUCGGCUCAAGCGACCGGAUUCCAUUUUGAGGCUCAGUCAUGCUCGGCGUGCGCCGCGUUUUUUCGACGAACCGUUGCACUGACAAAGACUUUUAAGUGUAUCACAGGCAAAGAUGAUUGUGCAGUACACUACAGCAUGCACCAAAUUUGUCGUAGCUGUCGUCACAAGAAAUGUCUGACCAGUGGAAUGAAGCCAGCCGGUGUGCAGCCAAAAAAGGGAAAUGUGGAGACUGGAAGAGCGUUUUUCACAAAAUCCGGGUUGAAAAGAAACAAAAAGUUUGCAAAUGUCUCUCCAGUGACAGCAGAUGAGGAAAAGUUGGUGGUCGAGAAGAUUCCGAAAAUCGAGGUCUCCGAUUCUACAGUAUCCCCCAUGGAUUCUUCUUCUGUAGAGACAGAGGAUUCCAGUCAAAUGGAUUUGGAUGAUUUCGUUGUGAAAAUCCCAACACCUCGAAAAAUCUCAUCCACACCUUCGACUCGCUCCACAAUCACCAUGUUUAGCACCCCUGGACCAUCCCCGGCAUCAUUAAUGAGUCCAAGUACCCCGAAACCUUCUCUUCCAGAUGCUUUAACAGUUUUAAUCCGCGAGGAAAUGAAAUUAGGGGAGCGAAGAAGGCUUUUGUUCAGCGAGAGAGCAGUGGGAACACUUUUAGGGCAAAAUCGACAGUGUCCCUACAAAAAAGAGGAUAUCAAGCCAUUGGUAUUCCAUGACUUUCGUCUGACCAUCAAAACCCAUAUAAUGCUGGUCUACGAGUGGCUCCAAUCGUGGCCAGAGCUCCAGGAAUUAGAUGAUUUCGAUCGAAUGUCACUUUUACGGAAAGCAGUGCUCAUUCACUUUCUUCUCGACCCAUCUUUCCUUUCUUAUCAAAUUGGAGAGCCGGAUAAGCUGAUAAUGCAAAAUGGUGGAUUUAUCUCUACGGCCGACCAUCAUGGUGUUGGUUGGGAGGAUGAACCGGAUAUCAGUGGAGAGAAUAAACGAAAAUAUUAUGUGCCAAUUAUGAAACAAAUUACGGAUGAGAUCAUGCCAGCGAUGAAAGCCAUGAGCAUCACUUUUGAGGAAUUUGUCGCGUUAAAAGCGCUAGCCUGCUUUCAAGGAGGUUUCGAAAAUGUGUCCGAGGCAAAGAGACACUUAAUUACCCAACAGGUGAAUCGAGUACUAUCCUCCCUUCACACUCAUUAUCUAGAAAGUUCUGAGGAGAAAAUUGCCGAGCGAUUUGGAACAAUUGUGCUAAUGCUAAGCAAUAUUUUUACAGCGGGCAAUGAUUUCGUGAAGAAUCAUCGAGAAAUUGACAUUUUUCAUAUUUGGGACCUGGAUAAAUUGGUACUGCAACUUUUGAAUUUGGAUAAAAUCAUGGAGACGGAGGCGAGGGAGACCGCGGAGAAACGAGCAAUUAGGAACGGAAUUAAUUUACAUAAUGAGGGCAAUUAA